Molecule: messenger RNA, 1749 nt
Organism: Mytilinidion resinicola
Lineage: Eukaryota; Fungi; Ascomycota; Dothideomycetes; Mytilinidiales; Mytilinidiaceae
Exons: 3
Coding region: 1-1749 (582 amino acids)
Molecular function (GO): asparagine synthase (glutamine-hydrolyzing) activity
Source: RefSeq, a predicted model, not a curated record
AUGUGUGGCAUCUUCUUUGCCAUAAGUUGCAAUGGCUACGCCACUCCAAAUCCUGGAACGCGACAGUUUUUGAACAAGCGCGGACCUGAUCGUGCGCAAGAGCACCAAGUGAUUGUUCAAAAGUCGCCUAGCUCGCCCAAGAUAUACCUCAGCUUCUUUUCUACUGUGCUUUCUCUCCGAGGAGUAGACGUGGUGGCACAGCCCCUCGUUCACGACAAGUCUCAAUCUGUUUUAUGCUGGAACGGAGAAGCCUGGAAGAUUGGAUCGGAACAUGUCCAAGGGAAUGAUUCCCAGAAGGUUUUAGAGCUUCUCGUAGAAGUCUCCUCAGGUGAAACGUCCGAAAGGAGUGCUUCCGGGGACCGCAACAUUCUGGCCGCCAUCUCGUCAAUAUCGGGACCUUUUGCGCUAGUAUUCUACGAUGCUCCGCGUGGCCGUGUUUACUAUGGCAGAGACUGCCUUGGAAGACGCUCACUGCUGAAGAGGACUAAUACUGAAGAAGGACUAACCCUUUCUAGCAUCUGCAGCACCGAUAUCGCGGAUCACUGGACUGAGGUCGAAGCAGAUGGUAUCUAUGCUGUCGACAUUCUCAAUACCGAGGAUGCCGACUCCGCUAUCCUCAAUGAAGCCGGGGCAAGACCUUUACAUAUCAACCAUUUUCCACUGCUUCAAAAGGAUGCUACCAGGGAUAUCGCUAACGGUCUUAUCUUACCUUUCCCAGCCUUGAACAAGACAAUUCCUACCAAUGCCUCGACCCUGUGUCUAGAAUCUCCGUCCGUGGAACGCCUCCAUAGCUUUCUUUCUCAGUCCGUUGAUUUGCGGGUCCGAAACAUUUGCCAAGCAUGCGACGUCCGACAGAAUUCAGAUGCAGACGCGAAGGUCGCAAUCCUAUUCUCGGGGGGGCUAGAUUGCACAGUUCUUGCUCGAUUAGCCCACGAUAGUCUUCCAAUGAGCGAGAGCGUCGACUUAUUAAACGUAGCAUUUCAGAACCCGCGAAUUCACAGGACUCAGGAAUCUGGUGCUUGGGAGUCUUCCCCAUAUGAGCUGUGCCCAGACAGAAUCACCGGGAGGAGAUCCCUUGCCGAACUCCAAAGAGUAUGCCCGGGCCGUUAUUGGAGAUUCGUCGAAAUCAACGUUCCGUACACAGAGACAACAGCGCACCGUGAAGCGGUGAUUGAGCUGAUGCAUCCUCACAACACGGAGAUGGAUCUCUCCAUCUCAUACGCUCUUUAUUUUGCUUCCAGAGGCGCGGGAGCCCUGCGUGGAUCAGAUGAUUCCGAGAUGAUUGAGUACACGACACCGGCACACGUCGUUCUAUCAGGCCUCGGAGCCGACGAGCUCUUUGCAGGCUAUCAACGGCAUGCGACUGCUUUCUCUCGCCAUGGAUUCCCUGGCCUGGUCGACGAGCUGGAAUUAGACAUCAAUCGUCUUGGCAAACGUAAUCUCGGGCGCGAUGAUCGAGUGAUCUCCAACUGGGGUAGGGAAGCAAGGUUUCCUUACCUUGACGAAACUCUCCUCGCUUGGGCCUUGGCCUGUCCGUUAUGGGAGAAGUGUGGGUUCGGUCAACAUGCCUCAGAGCAGUCAUCGAACCCCGUAAGCGGGAUAGAACCCGGAAAGAAAGUUCUAAGAGUACUUGCCUGGAAAUUAGGCAUGAAAGAAGUUGCUGUCGAGAAGAAGCGCGCAAUCCAAUUCGGCGCGCGCACAGCCAAGAUGGAGACCGGAAAAUCGAAAGGUACCCAUCUUCUGUCAUGA